Molecule: messenger RNA, 1801 nt
Organism: Coregonus sp. 'balchen'
Lineage: Eukaryota; Metazoa; Chordata; Actinopteri; Salmoniformes; Salmonidae
Source: the annotation of a GenBank genome assembly
AUGGCGUCUUCCCAGGAUGUCCACGUUCGAAUUUGUGGACAAGAAAUAAUCAAAUAUGAUCUCGAAAUUAAAGCUCUCAUUCAGGUACCUACAUCUUAACAACUUUUUACAUAUUUUCUUUAUUAAUUUUGUGUCAUUUCAAUUUGCGGUUGUGAGACAAGUCAGUGUACAUUUGGCCAGCUAAUCUAGCCUAGCAAAUGUUGGCUAGCUAGCUACUGUAAUUGUGGAGAGCAAGCGAUGCAAUAAGCUGUAAAUUUUUUGGAUUAUAUUGAAUUGUCAGUUAAAUUAAAUAAAACAUACUAUGUAUCUUAUCUUGCUUAGGACAUUAGAGAAUGUCCGGGGCCACAAAGUGUGCUGAUGGAUUUCAACUCCAUAGUAAAAGAGAGAUUCAAUCAGCUGCGACUGAGAAUCCAGGUAUGUAAGUCAAUGCAUUAGUUUAACUUCUUUUAGAUCGGAUUUAUUGUGAUCAGCUAGAUAGAACUCUUCUGAACUAUACAUUACAUUCACAGAAUAUGGAACAAAUGGCCAAGGAACAAGACAAAGAAACAGACAAACAAGCCAUCUUGAGCGAGACAGAGAGUCAUCGUAGACAGAUGCUGAGGUAAGAGACUGGGAUCCAGAUUCCUAUUUAAAAUGUCAUUGAUCUCACACCUCUUGGAAUUCCUUGACUAAUAUAUUCCCUCUACAGUAACCAGACAGCUUGGAGGAAGGCAAACCUGGCAUGUAAACUGUCCAUUGACAACCUUGAGAAAGAUGAACUGCUGUAUGGUGGCGACUCCACUGUGCGACAACGGUGAGUGGUGCUCAUCUCUUCUUCAGGCACAGCUGCUAGCUGUUUUAUUAACCCUCUAUUUAUAUGUUCCAGUUUCCCUACAAUCAUCAUUCUUCACAGCCUUCCUCUGGACUUUUUCAACAAACCUACUAAUGUGCAUGUGGAAAAAUAUCCCUUUGACAGGGUGAUGGGGACAGAAAGUUGGAAUUACAUUGAAAUGAAUUGCAGUUUGUCAUCGUGUGUGUGUGUGUGUGUCCUCUCAGAAAAGCAACUAAGGAGAGUUUGGUCCAGACGUCCAGUGACAUCACAGAGAGCCUGAUGAGCAUCAGUCGUAUGAUGGCCCAGUCGGUGUCGCAGAGCGAGGAGACCAUCGGCACUUUGGGUAAGAGACUGCUCAUUCGGGAAGGGAGAACAGUCACAAUGGGUGCCAAUGGUUAGGGCUUGUAGACCUAUAAUAAUAUAUGCCAUUUAGCAGAUGCUUUUAUCCAAAGCGACUUAGUCAUACUUGCAUACAUUUUUACGUAUGGGUGGUCCCGGGAAUCAAACCUAAAACCAAACAUAUAUAAGAUAUGAUAACUUUAUUGUCCAUUUACCUGAAAAUUCAUGUUGUAAUGUUAACAUACAAAGUACACAAAGUCAAUACACUAUAAUACAAAACAACGCAAUACAAAAAUGGCUGGAAAGUGAGCACACAAAUAUUCACAUAGCCUAGUCCUUUUGACAUACUGCCCCCAGUGUCCCUGUUGGUUCCAGGCUUUGUCCACUAGACUAGAACACAUGUUGUAAUUCAUGCAAGCAACGCUCUUAUUAAUCUAGGAUAAAUUAGUCCUUAUGUACACAUUUACUCACACAAUACUUCUCCUCUAUGUAGCUACGUCUUCAAGAACAGUCCUGGAAACGGAUGAAGAGUUCAAAGCCAUGACAGGAACCAUACAUUUGGGAAGGAAACUGAUCUCAAAAUACAACAGACGAGAAUUGACUGACAAACUACUAAUCUUUCUAGCAGUAGCGUUGUUUUUAGCAACUGUC